Penicillium argentinense is the source of this 1074-nucleotide messenger RNA. RefSeq lists its product as uncharacterized. The transcript has a single exon. The record is from RefSeq and is a predicted model, not a curated record. The coding region runs from base 1 to 1074 and encodes 357 amino acids. NCBI's taxonomy places the organism in Eukaryota, Fungi, Ascomycota, Eurotiomycetes, Eurotiales, Aspergillaceae.
AUGUCCCUCAAGAUGAUCUUCUUGGUUGGUGCACCGAUAUCUAGCAGCUUGGACUGGGAUGCAGACGAGCUGCUUAACACACCGUUACCACCAUUCUAUGAUAUCGAAAAUCCCGACCAUCAUCGGCCAUCUGUCGACCUCGAGCAAUCCUCCGUAAAAUGGAGAGUUCUGCAGCCUUGCUUAGAGGACGAACCGAACCACCAGCAUGUCUUUUACCAUGGCCUAAACGACCCAAACUUCCUGACGACACGCCAGUUAGGCGCCGCUGGAGAUACAUCAACUGAAGAAGAUUCAAUACUAUCAAUGUUCUACAGUCACUCAUUCGCGAUCCACGAAAAUACCGAUGUCAAUGUCUCCAUAUCUGGACUGGAAUAUAUAACGCAGGAGGGCGAGACAGUCCCAGACAGCAUGAGAACAUCAACCAUUAGUUCAUCUGGAGAAAGGGAAUUAACCGAACCACAACCAUCCUUGAGGAUGAGCGGACCACUCAGUGACCUGCAGGACAUUCCCACCGCCAGACAUUUAGAGUCGAUCGUUCCGCAAACCAUGACAGUGAACUUGAUUGUGGGGAUCAUUGCCAUCUAUCCACCCCGUCGCGUGGUGACACGGCAGUGGAAGACGGAAUUUGAUAUUAUUGAGAUGGUGGUUGGAGAUGAAACUAGGACUGGCUUCGGAAUGAACUUCUGGCUUCCGUCCGAACAGUACACCACUGCCAAGACCAAGGAGAGCGAUCGCCUCGGCCAAGCGCUGGCCACGCUUCGACCCCAGGAUAUUGUCUUACUCCGGACUGUAGCGUUGAGCUCAUUCCAGGGCCGGGUCUACGGGCAGACUUUACGCGGAGGCAUGACCCAGGUCGACCUCUUGCACCGCCGGCCGGAGGAUGAAACGGAUGCGGAUGGAUCCUACCAAGCAAGUUGCUUCCAAAACUUAGCCGCCGAUCAGCCGCAUCAGAAAGCCCGCCGAGUACGCGAAUGGGUUCUGGCAUUCGUGGGGGGUACGGAUCAGGGAGGCGGUCAUCUUUCGGGAAUGUCAUCGACACAUGGCCACCAUCGGUUGCCUCCGGACACGCAAUGA